CUUAAGAACCACGUCGUUUCGCUGUAAUGAAGGAAAGGCAAAAAAGAAAAAGAAAAAACAGCUGGGUUAAUUAACUCGCUGAAAUGAGCACUACCAGUAGUACUCCAAAUUUGUUAGAGAGAUAUUUUCCAUUUCAACUGUCCAAGGGUUCCAAGCUUCCCCUUCUUCAGGUAAUUGAAAAAACUAGGAGAGAUAAUUGAAAAAUCUCCUCUUUGAUUUCUUUUCCUAUUCCUGAUGGGACGCUAUAUGUAAAUGCAUAUUAACUAUUUGAUGAAAGGAGUCACAGUAUGUACUAUUUAGUUUGACAACAGUAUCACCAGAAAAUGAAACGACGAGGUCAUUUUCCCAAGGAUCCAAUCAAAUUCGUAUGCGUUCUAGUGUCUACUGUUUUUACUUUCGUUCUGUGUCUUUCUGUACUUAAACUUCACGAAAUACCAGUAGGAACUAGUAAUACAAUCAAUUCAUCAGGAGUUACGAAAGUGAAGAUGAAUCCAAUAGCAGCAGGAGCAAUAGGGAAGUUGGGCGAAAUGGUGAUCGGAAUGUUACCUCGCGAUUUGGGGUUCACUUUAUUUUUGCCAUCUGAAAAAGCAUUCGAGCGGGAUCUGGGUUUGGGUCCCAAUGAGUUGGUGGGGGAGAAGGGGAACGAUACGUAUGCAAUACUAACUCGUGUACUGGGAUUUUCAGCUGUGCCGAGAGCGAUUAACUCGGAUGAUGUACAGUUGGGGAAGGAGAUUGAUUAUGAUUCUAUAUCGGGAUAUAUACUGUAUAUAUCGAAAGAUUCAGAUGGGUCAUUAAUAGUGAAUAGAAUUGCUUCUGAAAUGGUGGAUCUGAGAAGAGGGAAGAUAGUUGUACAUGUUAUGGAUGGGGUGAUAAUGGAUUCAGAAUUUGAGCAAUCUGUACGACCUGGUUCCGAGGAGGAUAAUUGAGCUCAGUUUCGUGAAUUAUUGAUUUUCUGAUUACCCCAUUUUUACUUGGGGAAAAAAUUGUGAAGCUUUUACUGAGUACCGAUUGAUGCAUUUGGGAUGGCGCAGGUGGAUCUAUAAAGAUAAAGAGGAAAACUUUAUUGACCUUAUUAAAAAAUAUUGGGCUUUGUGUAGUUUUUUUUUGUUGUUGUUGAUUUUGGACUUUUUCAAGCUUA
Molecule: messenger RNA, 1138 nt
Organism: Nicotiana tabacum (common tobacco)
Lineage: Eukaryota; Viridiplantae; Streptophyta; Magnoliopsida; Solanales; Solanaceae
Source: RefSeq, a predicted model, not a curated record